CUCCCAUUUUUAGUAGCCAUCUAACCAACAUGAGCAGCAAAAUUCAGGUUUCGGCCGUCCGCGAGAGCGUUCGCCAGGUCAAGCAGCAGUCCGAGGAGAAGAAGCGUAAGUUCGUUGAGACUGUCGAGCUCCAGAUUGGUCUCAAGAACUACGAUCCCCAGCGUGAUAAGCGUUUCUCUGGCUCUGUCCGUCUCCCCAACAUCCCCCGCCCCAAGAUGUCCGUGUGCAUUCUCGGUGAUGCCCUUCACUGCGACCAGGCCAAGGAGAUUGGCAUGGAAUACCAGUCUGUUGAUGACUUGAAGAAGCUCAACAAGAACAAGAAGUUGAUCAAGAAGCUCGCCAAGAAGUACGAUGCCUUCAUUGCCUCUGAGGCUUUGAUCAAGCAGAUUCCCCGUCUUCUCGGACCUGGUCUCCACAAGGCCGGCAAGUUCCCCACCCCAGUCACUCACUCUGACAACAUUGGUGAGAAGGCUGAUGAGAUCCGUGCCACCAUCAAGUUCCAGCUUAAGAAGGUUCUUUGCUUGGGUGUUGCUGUCGGCCACGUUGAGAUGACCGAGGAUGAGCUCCUCGCUAACAUCAUGAUGUCCGUCAACUUCUUGGUUUCCCUUCUCAAGAAGCACUGGCAGAACGUCAAGACCUUGUACAUCAAGUCCUCGAUGAACAAGCCUGUCCGUCUCUACUAAGCACUUGGUAGAUUGGAUCUGCGCCCUUUGCACCUGGUGAUAUCUGGGCUUGUGUUCUCUUAACAUCAGCACACAAACCCAACACUCUCGUUAAAACGGCACACCAAAGUAUUAUUCACAUCUUAUGAACAAAUUGAAUCAAUUACUGUUGGGAGCUGCAUUUAUUUGCAGCAAUCAAGCCUGCUUAUUUGAUGGUUCAAAAUAAAGAAAAAAAAAAAAUCAUGUUUUGUCCAGA
Molecule: messenger RNA, 918 nt
Organism: Lobosporangium transversale
Lineage: Eukaryota; Fungi; Mortierellomycota; Mortierellomycetes; Mortierellales; Mortierellaceae
Product: ribosomal protein L1-like protein
Exons: 2
Coding region: 30-683 (217 amino acids)
Biological process (GO): translation
Cellular component (GO): large ribosomal subunit
Molecular function (GO): structural constituent of ribosome; RNA binding
Source: RefSeq, a predicted model, not a curated record